UAGACCGCAGACCGUAGACCGUUGACGACCACUAAACUUAGCCGGCGCCUACUUCACACACUCAGUAGACGAGCAACGGCUGAGAAUAACGCAUCAAGUCAAUGCUCCAAAGCCGGCGUUUUAAUAACUAAAUAAAGCAACGCUUUCAAUUAAAUAGAAUAGAGCAACGCCAAUGCAACGCACUCCUAUUGCCGGCAACAAGUGGAACGAGUUGAGUUUUAGUGAUCGUUAUGUGCUGUCUGAAAAUAAUACAGUUUAAAUGAAACCAAAUAAUUAUUUCAUAUUAACCAACAAAUGCAUAAACGAAAUAGUUUAAGAGUAGGAAAAAAUACAUAUAAAAAAUCAAUCAAAACUGUUGCAAGCCCAGAAUAAAAGGUUUCAAAGGGCAAGUGGCACAUUUUGAGUUGCGCAUACGCCGCGUGGGCGAUAUAUUUUUUUGUAUACUUGCCACUUGAAAAAGUGGCCUUGUUGUGUGUUUAUUUUUACUGGGAUUUCAAGAAACUCGCAAAUCGUGCUUUAUCAGUAUUUGUGUUUAUUCAAAAUAUUGUGUGUUUGUGUGUCUCAUCUUGACGAUUGUGCAACUUAUUAUUGCCAAGGGGCAAGGAAUCAAAUUGCGUUUGUUUUGCGGUAGCUUGGAACCAUUUGAAGAUGUCAUUUGAUAUUGCAAUUGCCGAUCAGAUGCGCAUUGCAUUAAACUAUGUCAAGUUCAAGACAAAACAGCAGCGUUUGCGAAGCAAUGACAAGGUCAUUGCGGAUACGAUUUAUGGAAAGGUGAAGGGGGUUAAAUGGCGUUCCAUCUAUGGCAAUAACUACUACAGCUUUGAGGGAAUACCCUUUGCCAAGCCGCCAGUGGGGGAGCUUCGUUUUAAGGCGCCUGUCGAACCGGAUUGUUGGACGGAAGUCAAACGUUGCACACGAGAACGCUCCAAGCCCUGUCAGGUGAAUCUUGUGCUGAAGCAAGUACAGGGUAGCGAAGAUUGCCUAUAUCUCAAUGUGUACAGUAGAGAGCUGCAUCCGCAAAAGCCGUUGCCCGUGCUGGUCUGGAUUUAUGGCGGAGGAUUUCAAAUGGGCGAAGCCUCCCGAGAUCUUUAUAGUCCGGAUUAUUUCAUGAUGGAGCAUGUGGUGCUGGUAACCAUCUCAUAUCGUCUGGGUGUGCUGGGAUUUCUCACACUGGACGAUGAUCAGCUCGACGUUCCUGGAAAUGCUGGUCUCAAGGAUCAGGUGCUGGCUCUGCGCUGGGUCAAGCGUAACUGUCACUUCUUUGGCGGCGAUCCGGACAACAUAACAGUGUUUGGUGAGAGUGCCGGAGGUGCGUCCACGCAUUACAUGAUGAUCACGGAGCAAACCCGCAAUCUCUUUCACAAGGCUGUGCUCAUGUCAGGCUCCGCCUUGUCGCCCUGGUCCAUCACUCCCAAAUACAACUGGGCAUUUCGCUUGGCUCAGGCAACGGGCUACACGGGAGAGCUCAACGAUCGCAAGAUUCUCAAUCAUCUGCGACACACGAAGGCCAGCAGCAUGCUGCGAAUGGCCGAGGAUAUUAUCACAAUGGAGGAGCGUCAUCAGCGCAAGGUCAUGUUCUGUUUUGCGCCCACCGUCGAGCCUUAUGAGUCGUCACAUUGUGUGAUACCCAGACCUCCACUUGAAAUGAUGCGCAACUGUUGGGGCAAUGACAUUCCCAUGGUCGUUGGUGGCAACUCUUUCGAGGGCCUGCUCGUCUUUCCUGAGGUACGCAAAUGGCCGGAACUGCUCUGCGAACUGGGCGAUUGUGAGUAUCUCUCGCCCGAGGAUGCCGGCUUGGAUGCGGAUCAACGUCGUGCCUUUGGCAAGCAACUUAAGGCCGCCUUCUUUGGCGACAAAGAGCCCGGCCAAAAGACAAUUCUCGAAUACAGUGAUCUCUGCUCGUAUAAAUACUUCUGGCAUGGCAUUCAUCGCACACUACUCUCGAGAAGUCUCAACGCGCCCAAGGCACCGACAUUCCUCUAUCGCUUUGACUUCGAUUCGAAGCACUUUAACAUUAUGCGGAUUAUAACUUGUGGUCGCAAGGUGCGCGGAACGUGUCAUGCCGAUGAUUUAUCCUAUUUGUUCUACAAUGGGGCUGCUAAAAAGCUAAAGCGACGCACGGCUGAGUUUAAAACCAUACGACGUUUGGUCUCCAUGCUGGUGCAGUUUGCCGCAUCCGGUGAUCCCAGCAUACCUAUGGUCGCACACGAGGAACAAGUCGAGGCACAGACAGAAACACAAGCAUGGCUGCCCAUAUCCCAGCAGGAUGCGGUGUUCAAGUGCUUGAAUAUUUCACAUGAUGUCCAGGUGAUUGAUUUGCCGGAGGCCGAUAAGCUGAAACUCUGGGACAGCAUGUACGCUGACAAGCGAUUAUUGUAUUAGUUAUGUGUAUGCCUUAGCUACAUAUUAGUUUAUUAGUUAGCAUAUUUUACUACAAAUAUACAUAUAUUCCCCGCCUCAAGCUGGCCUUAAAUGCACAUCCCGAAUGUAAAUCUGUUUGUGCUCUGCAUCAAGUGUACACAUGUAAAUAGGAAUUUUUAUAGCCUAGCUAUUAAAUAUAAAGAAAAACACUGGCAAACACACUCUCCCACACACAUGAUUAAGUAAAUAACAGCAUACGUUUUUUAUGAAGGCCUUUGGCUAUUAAA
Drosophila innubila is the source of this 2648-nucleotide messenger RNA. RefSeq names its product esterase B1-like. The record is from RefSeq and is a predicted model, not a curated record. The transcript is spliced from 4 exons. NCBI's taxonomy places the organism in Eukaryota, Metazoa, Arthropoda, Insecta, Diptera, Drosophilidae. The coding region runs from base 649 to 2382 and encodes 577 amino acids.